CGUCGAGGUCAGUACUUUUCUUUGCACAGGACGAAACUGAGGACGUCUCGUCCAAGGCCCAAGGAGACUUAGGGACAAAGCUGGGAAAUUAUACUCACAUCGCAGCUUCUGGGCCACGGGUUCUUUUCGUGUCCCUCGCGGGAAGACAGACGGAGCCCCUGUUCUUCUUUGCAUCCACUGACGGAACUCAUGCUAGACGGUCACCGGAGAGGCUGGCGGAACGAAGGUCGGAGACUCCUCCUGCGGGGACCCAGAAAAAGAUAGCGACCAGGAGUCGGCGCAGCCGGAAACGGCUCGGGGAGAGCGGGGAUUGGACGCAGCCGCGGCCAAGCUUCCGGAAGUUGAAGUUUUGUUACCGAGGGGGAGCUUUUCCGAGUCGGACCGGACCCGGGACAGUGUGAAAUGAACAUCUUUGGCUCAAGUGUGAUACUCUUUACGUUUAUUUUCUGGUGAGAUCAGAAAGUUAAAGGCUAAGAUGGAGUGCCGUUUAAUUAAUACCAUAAGUAACCUGUGGUCCAAAAAAUUCUUGGUAUUCUGCUUCUAGAUGUCUCUUGGGGAAUCUACCCCUAAACGUGCACCAUAACCAGCUUCAUCUGUACAACCAGGGGACCAGCCACCUCCCUUGGCUCUUUUCCAAGAAUGGUAAAGAACUCAGCCAGCCGGGUUAGAAAGACAGCAUCUCAUGAGAAUGCUAAAUGUGCUUUUGGGACGGAAUUUUCUAGUUCUAUAGUUGUAUACUUUUCUUACUAGAAUUAAUUUUCGUACAUGUUAGCAAGGAUACUUGUUAAUGAAAUGAGUUGUAAUGUUAACUUUUAAAUAAAAGAAAUUUAUUGGUCUUUCCAGUUUUUGCAGUAGACUCCCGCUUGUCUGUGAAAUGCAGUUAACACAUCAGUUGGACCUAUUUCCCGAAUGCAGGGUGACCCUUCUCUUAUUUAAAGAUGUAAAAAAUGCUGGCGACUUGAGAAGAAAGGCCAUGGAAGGAGCCAUCAGUGGCUCAUUAAUAAAUCCUACAGUGAUUGUUGAUCCAUUUCAGAUACUUGUAGCAGCAAACAAAGCAGUUCACCUCUACAAACUGGGAAAAAUGAAGACAAGAACUUUGUCUACUGAAAUUAUUUUCAACCUUUCUCCAAAUAACAAUAUUUCAGAGGCUUUGAAAAACUUUGGUAUCUCAGCAAAUGACACUUCAAUUCUAAUUGUUUACAUUGAAGAAGGAGAAGAACAAAUAAAUCAAGAACACCUCAUAUCUCAAGUAGAAGGUCAUCAGGUUUCUCUGGCCAGUCUUCCUGAGAUAACAAAUAUCACAGAAGUCAGAAAGAUAUAUAAACUAUCUUCACAAGAAGAAAGUAUUGGGACAUUAUUAGAUGGUACCAUUUGUAGAAUGUCAACAAAAGAUGUUUUAUGAAAUGUUAGAAAUAACCAGAAUUUUCAGCAUUUUAAAAAAAAUUAAUUU
Messenger RNA from Trichechus manatus latirostris (Florida manatee), 1450 nucleotides. It is a transcript of the gene TPRKB, whose product is annotated as TP53RK binding protein. Bases 875 to 1402 code for a protein of 175 amino acids. Gene Ontology annotation, cellular component: nucleus; EKC/KEOPS complex; cytosol. Gene Ontology annotation, biological process: tRNA threonylcarbamoyladenosine modification. The transcript is spliced from 5 exons. Lineage: Eukaryota; Metazoa; Chordata; Mammalia; Sirenia; Trichechidae. The record is from RefSeq and is a predicted model, not a curated record.